AAACGAGUUAUUAGGAAUAGUUGAGCUAAAAAAAAUCUCUUCAAACUUUUAAUUAUUGAAAUCAUCAUUUCUGAAGAAGCUAUUGGUUGCUUGGGGUUGGUAGCAAUAUGCAGCGCGUCGAUUGUUUUGUAUCGUCGGAUGAGCGAGCUGUCACCUGCUGUGUUAUUAAUUGUCUCCGAUUGUCUCGUUACGUGUACGUGAGAAAAAAGAGAGGUGAAAAUGGGUUUUCCAAUUAGAAUUCGGCAAUUUGGCUAAUGAGCUUGUUAUGAGUCGAAGACGGAUCAGAUUUUAAUUGUGGGAAAAGCUAAUGUGAUUUAAGCAUGUCCGGUGGGCUAAAUAAGAAGAAGGUGAAUAAGACUCAGGGGUGGGAAGUUGCUGGGUCCGAGUUUUACCAGGAAAGCUACCCAUCAAAUGCAGCAGAUUUUGAUGUACUGCAGCAGAACCCCAAGCAUCUGGCCACAUUGCUACCGAGUAAACAGAACCGGGCAGCUACUAUAAAGCUGAGAAAUAACAGUGAUACAAGGACAUUUCGGAGACAGCAAUCCAUGCGCAGGGAAUCCACUUUCAGGAGGGCCUCAGUGGCAGCAGAAGUGCAGGUUGCCAUGAUGCCUGAUCUCUCACAGAAUCUGUCCAAUGAGCAAACUACAUGGCAGGAAAUCAUGGAACUGAAGGCAAUGCCCAUUCCAAUGGCACAAAAGAGAGAAAUGAAAUCAAAGUUGCAGAAUGAACCUAACCUACGUCUGCAAGGAUACGAACAAUUCAAAUGGAAACACAAAAGGAUGCUGGAGAAGUUCAAGUUGCGUUUGAACGAGGCGUACCAGAAGUUGGAAUUGUGGCGUGGAACUUUGAAAAAUAUAGAGGGAAAUUUUGGUACGGGAGUCGUGGCCUAUUUUCUGUUUAUCAAGUGGCUAAUGCGGUUAAAUCUGUGCAUGUUCGUACCGCAGUUCUUUUUCGUGAUAUUACCGAUGCUCCUCUCUCAAGAGAAGGCUCCUGUAGAAUGCUCGGGUGGUGAAAGGAACUCUACGGAGUGUUGUACAGCCAACUACUUCAACAGUAGCAGCGGUUCCAAUCUCGUUCUGGAUUUGUUCCAGGGCAGAGGGGAAAUGGAGAAAACCGUGUUCUUCUAUGGACCAUAUUCAAACGAAACCUUACAGUAUUAUUUAAACGGAUCUCAGAUGUAUUACAACCUGCCUCUAGCUUACGUCGCUGUGCCAAUAUUCUACUUUUUGUUUUCGCUGAUCGCCAUUGUAAAGGCGGCAGCAAAAGGCUUCAAGGAGCGUUUGGUGGAAGGCGAAGGUCAAUUCUAUCACUAUUGCAACCUGGUGAUUUGCAGCUGGGAUUUCUGCAUUGACAACAAGAAAUCAGCGGGAAAAAAGCAGGAGGCUAUAUUUAAAGAGAUUAAGUCUAGUUUAGAAAUCGAACGACUGGAAGAAGAGCGAAAGUGUAGGACGAGGAACGAGAAGACAAAGUUGUUAGCGAUCAGAAUUGUCGUUAACUUUGUUGUGGUUUUGAUACUAUUCCUUGGAGCUGCCAUAAUAUACUUUGUUUUUGAUUUUUCUACCAACAAAUUAGUCGAUUACGUGGGAAACUCCAUUUCCUUCGACACCGACAGCAUCUUGAGGCUGUUCUAUGAAUUCCUCCCAUCCAUAAUCAUAGUGUUAUUGAAUAUGACUGUACCAUUUCUGUUUCAAUAUUUGGUAAGCUUUGAGAAUUACAGUCCAAUUUUCGUGGUUCGAUUGACGUUGGUGCGAACGGUCUUCUUGAGAUUGUUCUCGCUUUUCGUACUUUACGCUUCACUUUAUAAGAAAAUCUCAUGCGAGAGAGAGGAAGAUGAGUGCACAAGUACUAGUUGUAAUACACCUAUGUGCUGGGAAACCUUCGUCGGCCAACAGAUGUACAAAUUGGCGUUGACUGACUUCGCCACGCACGUAUUCAUCACGUUCGUAGUCAACUUUAUUCGGUCAAGGAUUGGGAGGUUGGAAAAUAGGUUCGCGAAAUUAAUUGGGGAACAAUAUUUCGACUUACCCAAACACGUAUUGGAUGUGGUUUAUCUGCAAACCGUUUCUUGGUUCGGAAGUUUCUAUGCUCCCUGCUUACCAGCCCUCUUUACCAUUAUCUUCUUCGCCAUGUUCUUCGUCAAGAGGUUCGCGUGUUUGGUGAACUCACGACCUAGCAGCACCGUUUACAGAGCAUCUAGAUCGAACUCUAUGUUCAUGAUUGUUCUCCUGGUUUCAUUUAUAUUCGCACUUAUCCCAGUUGCGUUCUCCGUAGCCGAACUGGUACCGUCCAAAUCGUGCGGUCCGUUCAGAGGAUUGAAUUCGGUGUGGGAGGUAGUAACCGUCGCAUUUCACUACACUCCACAUUGGAUUCAAAAAGUGGUGUUUUUCUUGAGCACCGCCGGCUUCGGCAUUCCGGUUUUCAUCGUUCUCUGCUUGACACUGUAUUAUUAUAUUGCGGUGACAUCUGCGAAUAGGCACAUGGUGGUGGUUUUAAAGCAUCAGCUGGUACUCGAAGGUCACGACAAGCAAUUUUUGCUGGAGAAGUUGAGCUCUUUCAUCAAACAGCAACAGAAACGCUCAAGACAGCCCGAGGGCGAUCGAAAUGUAGUGAGCAAUUAGAACAAAAUAUUAAAUAUUUACAAAUUCUCUAAUUGACAAAGGGAAGCCCACUCCCUUUUUCUCUCACUCUCGAUAUAUUGAAGUUUUUAGGGUUUUAAAGAAAAUCAAGAACAAAAGUUUUUAGUCAUUGGGCAUUAAUAUUUCAUUCGAGAGUUCCGACUGAUUUAUGUAUUGUAAUUCCUCAUAAACGUACUCUGCCAUUACAAUGGUCCAAAAAUAAAUUAUUUAAUUGAUGAUUCUCAAUUGCGAAAAACGCAGCUAGAUCUUCCAAGUUUUACUCUUUAAGUAUACAGGGUGUUUUAAAAACAACGGCAAAAGAAACGCGUUCGUUCGGUAGUCUGCAUAUAUAUAUAAUAAGUUAAUUUUCUUAUUUUAUCAUAUAAACAUUUAGACCAGUGUCUUCUUACAUAUCCUUUGGAAAACACUGAUUUAGAUUUAAAUUUGUACCGAUGAUAUUAUUAAACAAGGCUUACAAAAUAGGACACACGGCACACGAUUUUUCUCUUGCUUGAACUGUAUAUCAUUUUUAAACCAUAUAUCUUGUUUCCAUUACAAAUUAUUUUUUUUCCUUCAUUCGCCAUUGUGAUAGUAACAAUAGUUCCUUUAUUUAUUGUAUUUAUUUUGUAAACUAGUCAAAUUGAUGGUAGUUUAGUUUCAAUCAAGAUCUACAUUAUUGUAAAUAAUUUUGAGGAUAAAAUGAAAGUGGAAACAAAGUAAUAACAUGUAAUCAUUAUCGAACGGUGCUUAAAAUUAACAUAAAUUAACGAAAUUUUGUAAAGAAAAGAAAAAUUAUUUAUAUGUAAUCAUAGGUGAGUCGCCGUCUUAUUAAACCUUGGCGUUGUUGGCGAUUCACUUUCCAAACAGAACCCUUUUUCAGUAGAAGGGUUUACGCUCAAAAUAGUGCUUCUGGCUCAACGAAAACAUGGUUAAUAAAAAAAAGUUUCAUUUUAAGCACUCUCACACGAACAAUAUUUAUUAUACAUAUUUAUAUAAACAUAUUCUAUAUAAAUACUUGAUAAUCGAGAUAGGACAUUAAACCUGCCAAGUAAACAAUUAUAUAGCAUUUGGGAUGAUUUUACAUAGCUCACAUAUUACAUUGUAAUUGAAAGAUUUGUAUGUUUUUUUAUUCUACACUUGAGAAUUGUUUCUGGUGAACCCAGAAUUUCAUUUUUAUUUUG
Molecule: messenger RNA, 3796 nt
Organism: Nicrophorus vespilloides
Lineage: Eukaryota; Metazoa; Arthropoda; Insecta; Coleoptera; Silphidae
Product: transmembrane channel-like protein 7
Exons: 5
Coding region: 321-2618 (765 amino acids)
Cellular component (GO): plasma membrane
Molecular function (GO): mechanosensitive monoatomic ion channel activity
Source: RefSeq, a predicted model, not a curated record